This is a messenger RNA of Megalopta genalis, 2886 nucleotides long. It is a transcript of the gene CysRS, whose product is annotated as cysteine--tRNA ligase, cytoplasmic. Gene Ontology annotation, cellular component: cytoplasm. The record is from RefSeq and is a predicted model, not a curated record. Gene Ontology annotation, molecular function: ATP binding; cysteine-tRNA ligase activity. Gene Ontology annotation, biological process: cysteinyl-tRNA aminoacylation. NCBI's taxonomy places the organism in Eukaryota, Metazoa, Arthropoda, Insecta, Hymenoptera, Halictidae.
GUUUGAUGUGUAUAUAGAUUAGAUCAACUGAUGAUGCAAAUUACAAAUUUUAUAACGUUAUACAUAUCUUGAUUGUUUAAGGUACCAGCGAUGAAAGUGCAUUAGUAGUUGUAUUAAUAUUAUUACAAAGUGUUCAGAUUUCAACUUUUAAAGUGUUCAACUUUAAAUCUCUGUGUGCGGAAAUACAAAAUUAGAAGCUCGCAAAACAGUAAGUGACGAUUUAGAAGAUUGAAAAAUGGCUAAGAGAACGCAGCCGGGUUGGACGGUACCACAAAUGAAGAAUCAUUCAGUUUUGAAAUUAUAUAAUAGUUUCACUAGGGAGAAAGAAGUAUUUGUUCCUCAGUAUGGGAAUCGUGUACUAUGGUACAGCUGUGGACCAACUGUAUAUGAUGCCUCGCAUAUGGGACAUGCAAGGACUUAUAUAUCUUUUGAUAUAUUGAGGCGUAUUCUAUCCGAUUACUUUGGAUAUGAUAUUUUAUAUGUAAUGAACAUCACAGAUAUAGAUGACAAGAUUAUCAAGAGAGCUAGGCAAAAUUAUUUGUAUGAAGAAUAUAUAAAAGAGUAUCAUACUCUUGAUGAAAUUUUAGAAAAUGGUAAAAGUAUAAUGCAGAUGUUUGAAGAUACAGUUAAGGUCACUACUGAUCCUGACAAGAAAACUAUGCUGCAAAAAAUGUUGUUCAAUGUAGUGCAAGCCAUAGAAAAUCUUGAAAAUGCAGUGAAACUUAAGGAUGAGAGCAAAAUUCAGGAAUUUCAGGAAUUACUCUUAAAAGAAGCACGAGAUCCCCUGGCAGACUGGUUAGAUAAAAAGAAGGGGGCUACAGUUACAGAGCAUUCGAUAUUCAUGAAACUUUCUCAGCACUGGGAGUCAGAAUUCCAUAAAGAUAUGGAUGCCUUGAAUGUGUUAAGGCCAAAUGUUUUAACAAGGGUAAGUGAAUAUGUUCCUGAAAUUAUAGCCUUUAUUGAAAAGAUCAUAGAGAAUGGGCUUGCUUACGAAAGCAAUGGUUCUGUGUACUUUGAUGUGGCUACUUUUGAUAAGCAAGAACAACAUUACUAUGCCAAACUAGUUCCCGAAGCAUAUGGUGACACUUCAAGCUUGCAAGAAGGAGAAGGAGACUUAACUACUUCUGAACCAUCUGAGAAGAGGUCACCAACAGAUUUUGCACUUUGGAAACUUUCCAAAGAAGGAGAACCAUGGUGGGAUAGUCCAUGGGGUAAAGGACGGCCAGGCUGGCACAUAGAGUGCUCGGUGAUGGCAUCCAUUAUUUGUGGAAAACAUUUAGACAUCCACACUGGAGGAGUGGAUUUAAAAUUCCCACAUCAUGACAAUGAAAUAGCUCAAGCGGAAGCGUAUUACGAUCAUUCCAAUUGGGUUAAAUAUUUCCUUCAUUCCGGUCAUUUAACUAUAGCUGGCUGCAAAAUGUCCAAGUCUUUGAAAAAUUUUAUUACAAUACAAGAUGCGUUGAAGAAAAAUACAGCAAGACAAUUAAGAUUCGCAUUUCUCUUGCAUUCCUGGAAAGAUACAUUAGACUACAGUGACAAUACAAUGAACAUGGCAUUACAAUAUGAAAAGUUUUUAAAUGAAUUCUUUUUAACUGUAAAAUGUAAAAUCAGAUCUUUGGGCUCAGAAACAAAUAUUAACACGUUCAAUAAAUGGACUAGUUCUGAAAUAGAAUUGAACACGAAGUUCAGUAACGCUAAAAACUCUGUGCAUAAUGCACUAUGUGAUAAUAUUGAUACAAGAACUGCAUUAGACGCGAUUAGAGAUAUUGUCACGCAUUGCAAUAUUUACUUGAAUCAAGUCAAGCAACCGAACACGCUGUUACUUAGAGACGUUGCAGUUUACAUAACGAAAAUGUUUACUAUAUUUGGUGCAAUAUCAACAUCACACGAUAGCAUCGGCUUCCCAGUAGACGAUAAGUGUGCAAAUUUAAAUGUUGAAGAGGUCGCGAUGCCGUAUCUCGAGGUUCUAGCGAAUUUCCGGGAGAAAGUACGAAACGAAGCGAAGAAGCUUCAAGCUAAUAGUAUUCUUAUGGAAUGUGAUAAGCUGCGAGAUGACAUUUUACCAAAUAUUGGGGUGCGUUUGGAAGACUGUAAUGAGAUAGCUUGUGUUAAGUUGAUGAACAAGGAAGAGCUUUUGAGAGAAAAAGAGUGCAAAAAGAAGCUCGAGCUUGAGAAAGCACAGGAGAAGGAGAGAAGGAAAGCUGAAGCUGCUGCAGCCGCUGCAGCAAAGGAGGCACAAAAGAAAAUUCCUCCUACUGAGAUGUUCAAGCUCGAGAAAGAUAAAUACUCUCAAUUCGACAACAACGGUUUACCAACGCACGAUAAUGAUGGUAAAGAGAUCAGCAAGGGGCAAUUAAAAAAGUUGCAGAAACUGCAACAAGCACAGGAAAAGCGAUAUAAUGAAUACCUCUCUUCCAUUUCAAAUAUUCUCUCCCUUGCUUAGCAUUAAUGUCGCAAAUACUAUUUUCAUACGCGAAGCAUACUCAUUUCUCACUUAAUUAAUUUAUUACAAUCUUCAAGUUGAUGAUGUCCAUAUCUUUGUGCUUCUCUUGUGCGAUACUUAAUAUAGUAAGUUUAUACUUUUCUAGACUCGUGUGCGAAAAUAGAACACAGCUACUGUACUUACAAUAUGUAUAAUGUUUAUGGUGCUAUUGUACCAACACGAACAAUAAGAAAACAAUAAAUAUUUAAUAGAUUAUCGAAUGUCCGUUUCAUCAUUGAGUAAUAAUUAAUAUAAGAUACAUUUAUAAGUUUUCAUUUUUAGUUGUUGAUUCUAUCAUACUUGUAUUACGAUGAUAGAUCGUUAGUUUAUUUUUAGUGUAAGCAUAUAUGUAUGUAUAGUGUUUGUAAUAACGAGUAUCUCAGUUUAAUAAAUUAUUAUAUUUA